AAAAAGGAAAUCGGCUCUCCGGCGGCUUCUGGCUAGUUUUGGCUCUGAGUAGCUGCGGCCGCUUCAUUUUUCGCUGCGGUGGCUUCUCCCCAACUCCUCGCCGGGCUGCAGGCGCGGCUGCUGUUCUCCCCGUUUGGAGCCAACGUGUCGCCUGACGGCAGCCGGCAAGCGAGGAGAACCCCCUUCUCGCCUGCCCACCACAACAAUGGCGCCACCGCCGCCCACCCACCCCGGCUGACCGAGGACGACGGCAGCCCUGGCAAAAGCCAGCGGCACCACUCCCCUCACACCUUGAUGAUGCGGGCGGCUCCCCCCAUCAUGCGCCCCAGCCUCCGCUACGUCCCCGCCCUCCUGCUGGUCAUCCUCUGCAUGGUGCCGCUUUACCUCCUGUGGCAGUUCUCACGGGUCAAGGACGAACCCCGCCCCACCGACCCGGUCAUCAUGACGCAGCUGGCCAACCUGCGGGUAAUGCUCGAGGGCACCAAGUACGCCAACAGCGGGCAGAGCCAGCGGCUGCUGCAGCUCGAGCACCUCAUGGCGCAGCUGGGCGACACCGUGAGCACCAAGGAGACUGCCGUGGCCACGAGACUGUCCCAUCUUGAGGAGCUCUACAGACUCCUGGCGGACUCGACGACCACCCCAGCAAUGCGCAGGAGGGCAGAUCGCAACCCGCAUUUGGCCGCCCAUCACACAUUCCGCGAGUCCAGGUCGCCGUCGCUGUCCCCCAGCACCCAGUGGGUGCCCGGCCUGCGGUGGGUGUUCACUGUGACGCCCACCUACCGGCGCGUGACGCAGAAGCUGGACCUGACGCGGCUGUUCAACACAUUCGCUUUAUCUGCCAAUGUGCACAUGAUUGUCGUCGAGGACAGCAUGAACAACACCGCCAAGGUUGAGAGGGUGCUGAAUGAGAGCACGCUGCUGCACUGGUCGCACCGGCACGUCAGGACCACCGCUGGCCUCAAAGUCAAGGGCAGCGAGCAGAGGAACGAGGGCAUACGCACCAUCCGCGAGAUCGUCUUCAACGAGACCGAUUCAGAACUCAGGAAGGCUUAUGAGGUGCGUGCACUCUGUGCUGGACAGACACGUGGGUGGGAUGCCUGUGUGUACCUCUCUCUGUGUGUGGAUGUGCAAUCAGGAUGCGGUGGUGUACUUCGCUGACGACGACAAUGCGUAUGACGUGCGCAUCCUGGACGAGCUGCGGAAGGUGCGCAACAUCGGCACCUGGCCCGUGGCUCUCUCUGGGCAGCGGAUUACCGAGCGGUGCGAAGUCGACCCCACCACCGGCAAAAUCAAGGGAUACAAGGCAUGGGCGGUGAGCGACCACACAAACACAGACACACGGCGACAAACAUCCAUGCUCAUCUCUCGCCGUCCGUGUGUGGGUGUGGUCGUUGUGUUGUGUGCAGUCUCAGCGGCCGUAUCCGAUUGACACGGCUGGGUUCGGUAUGCACGUGCGCUUCCUGCUGCACGAGCCGCCUGUGAUGUUCAACCCCCACAGCAAAAUGUGCCACCUCGAGACCGACUUCCUCAAACAGACCAACGUCAGCAGAUACGACGUGGAACCUCUCGCGGACAACUGCACAAAGGUACGUGUGCGUGCAGUGUGAUGGGUGGGUGGAUGGACAGGCAGCAGGGCAGCUUGUCAUUUCUCUACACAUGAAUGGAUCUUUCCCUCUGUGUGUGUGUGUGUGUGUGUGUCAGGUAUACACGUGGCACGUGUCGACGUCGAUCAAGUGGGGCGGCAAGAAGGCCCCGCCCAACUUCGAUGAGGAGUUUGACGUGUAGCCCCGCCCACCCGUGCCCACACUAUCGCACUCAUUCACGCCUCCGUGUGUGUACGGGCGCCGCUUUGUUUUUGUGCGCCUGGCUGUGCAUUGGCUGUGCACUUGUUUCGAAAAGGGAUGGGGGCAGGUAGAGGAGGGCAGGGCUGGCAGCUGCGUUGCGCGUGUAGGCAGUGAUAUUUUGGUAGGGCCUAAUCAGCACAGCGCGACAGUGCGAGGCUUUAUUCAUCAUUCUGUAUAGAGUUCCUGUCUGCCUGCCAUAUUGUAUGUAGAGCGAGGCCAAGGUAGGUGGCAGACCACUCGAUCAUCAUGUAGAGGGAGACAGGGAGGGGGGAGGGUCUUUUGAUGGAUGGAGUGCUGACAUGCCUGCUGGUCUCCGCGUGACCCCCUACACACACCCGGCUGUCAGCGGCCGCGGCUCGAGCAGGAAGACCUCAUCGAGGCCUCACUCUGUGUGUGUAUGUCUCUCUGUGUGUGUGCGCGCGUCUGUAUAGGUAGGGCUGGUGUGGUAUUGUUUAUGCAGACCUGCAUAUGCAUGAAUGUGUGUAUGUGUGUGUGUACGUGUGCGUGGCGUGCAUCGCGGACACGACUGAUUGUCCUGUGUGGUGCGCGUGCGUAUACAUUUAUCACGUGUUUAUGACACCGUCUGUCUCUCUCACACAGAUACGCAA
This is a messenger RNA of Vitrella brassicaformis, 2452 nucleotides long. NCBI's taxonomy places the organism in Eukaryota, Vitrellaceae. The record is from the annotation of a GenBank genome assembly.